AUGCUAAAGCGAAAGAUUAUUAUCGACACAGACUGCGGCAGCGAUGAUGCUGUUGCCAUCAUGGCGGCUCUCUCUGACCCCAAUACGGAAAUUAUCGCCAUUACAGUUGUUUGGGGAAACGUCUGUGUUGAUCAAGGAAUGGAAAAUAUUGGCAAAUUACUUGAUCACUACAAUAUAGAUAUCCCGUUCUAUAAAGGCGCAGAUGAGUCUCUUCUUGGGUUACAUGAGACGACGGCGUGGGGUGGGUUCGGGAGCGACGGCUUUGGGGAUGCGGCGAUCCCGAACUCCAAACGGGUUGCGAAACAGUCCAAACUUCAUGCGGCGGUCGCUUUAACACACAUUUUGCGAGACAUUAAAAAGAAAAAAGAUGAGGUUUAUCAGCUGGUGUGUCUGGGCCCACUGACGAAUAUUGCGAUCGCCCUUCGUCUGGACGCUGACGCCUUUAAGGUGCUCGGGAGCGAGACCGAAUUGGGUAUUACUGUAAUGGGAGGAACCAGCGAGGGGAAAGGGAACUCCAGUAUGGCCGCCGAGUUCAAUUUUCUUUCUGAUCCAGAGGCCGCCUUUGCGGUUUUGAAUCACAGGACUGCGAUGCCGAUUCAGCUGAUCCCAUGGGAGCCCUCGGUUCAGUGUCCGAUGAGUUGGGCGCAUUAUGAUAAAUGGAUAGGCCGGGGUUCGUCCGAGCCGAGAAACCCCACUCAGGAGUUCAUUGAUAAGAUAUUUAAACGUCUCGAGAUCUUCACACGCCCAGACGAAGACGGGAAAAAGGCCGACACCGGGGAUGCCGAGGUUACGCAGGACAUUACGUGUGUGGUGCCCGACCCGGUGGCGAUUGUGGUCGCCUUGCACCCGGAGGUUGUCCUAGAGAGUUUUAUAACGCAUUGUUCUAUUGAACUCCAUGGCCGGGAGACUCGUGGUGCGUUGUGUAUUGAUUGGUAUGGUACGAAUUCCUCGAUGGAAAAGAGAGGGCGUUGGCGCAAUUGUAAGAUGAUUACACGUGUAGAUAACGAGAAAUUCAUCUCUAUAUUGAACAGAAUUGUACAGAAAUGA
Messenger RNA from Phytomonas sp. Hart1, 1047 nucleotides. The record is from the annotation of a GenBank genome assembly. NCBI's taxonomy places the organism in Eukaryota, Euglenozoa, Kinetoplastea, Trypanosomatida, Trypanosomatidae.